AGAAGAGGUGUUCAAUCACUUUCGCCAGCUUUCAUCGAGUGGUGCCACCGCUACCACUGCAUGUGGCUGUAGAUCGUCUAGAUCACCUCUCAAUAAUCUGGAAAUUUCAUCUAUAUUGAGUUGAGCCUGACGAAGUCAGUCGGAUGGUUGAGAGGCUGUGUAUAGAUGCACCAGCACUUAUUUAUACCUAACAGGACAUUGCGGUGGACUAUGGACUAGCGGGGGAAUACUAAAGGUCCAGAGCAAGAUAAGAAGCCCACUAUGGUCGACUGGGCCGGCUCUUUAGACAAGGCAGAUAAUUCUCUUGCUGGGUUUUGCUGAAAGGCACGAAGAAAUGUUGAAAGGAUGGAUGAGGCCAUACGCCUCGACUAAACCAAUCACGAAGGCCAAGCACGGCACAGCGGUAGUGUCACUGGACCACAUUCCCGCGUAUCUCUGCCUCGGACCUUCGUCAAUCAUCACGCAGUGGAUUUUGCCGCUUUUUCAAUUCACUGCUGGAGGCUUUAUGGCAGAUUCUCGUCACAUGGCCUUGCGCCCGGCGGCAUUUCCUUACGAAGCUCAUCACAACUUACAGAAAAGGACAUGUCAUCGACAACGGCUGUUCACAUUGGAACAUAUUGUUUUCUUUUCCCGAACGUCAGAUCACGGCUAUUGAUAAUUUAUGUCUCCCGUCCCAUCAAGAUGGACGAGGUGGCCCGUCUCCUCGAGAUAUUACAAGCUGGCCGAGCGGUGUUUCCCGACCAAACCUCUUACGAAGAUGAGCGUGAUUAGGAGGCGAGAGCGUGCGUAAAUGGAGCCCAACAUUCAUGUUCGGCGCCCUUG
Messenger RNA from Sphaerulina musiva SO2202, 822 nucleotides. RefSeq lists its product as uncharacterized. The record is from RefSeq and is a predicted model, not a curated record. NCBI's taxonomy places the organism in Eukaryota, Fungi, Ascomycota, Dothideomycetes, Mycosphaerellales, Mycosphaerellaceae. The transcript has a single exon. Bases 335 to 655 code for a protein of 106 amino acids.